AUGGAAGCUUCAACUCCAUUCUCAAGCAUACCUAAUGAAAUCAUUCGGCAUAUACUUUUGCAGUUGCCAAUGAAGGCGGUAAUCCGGUGCCAGUGUGUAUGUAAACAAUGGCGUUCGUUAAUAGACGACUUAGAUUUCAAGCUCUCGUAUUCUGGAAAACGACGAGUGAUAAUCCUCUCGCUCGAUUCCAAAAGCCAGGAUUAUAGUUGGAAUUCCAGAUUCUUAGUUAGAUCCACAAGCCAUGAUUCUCGUCUUCAAAGGCAUAAAUUGCCGUUCGGAGAGGUGGCUUAUCCAUUGAUUUGUGCAAGCGACGAAUACCGUGUUAGAUCUUUGUGUUCAUGCAAUGGGUUUGUGCUCCUGUUAGCUGAGAGAGAUAUUUUGCUGUGGAACCCGUUCACCAGGUAUUUGACGAAAGUGCUCAAAGUGCCAUAUCCAAAGGAGUUAAAUUCGGUUAUCCUUGGAGGGCUAUGCUACGACUCCUCCACUAGGGAUUACAAGGCCGUCUUAUCAAUUCGCCCCCUAAUAGAGCCGGGUCUUCAAUUUGGCUAUCCAUUUGUCAUCUCUGCAAGCCUCAGCCACAAAGAGUGGCGACGAGUGCAGUUCCCUUAUAACUUGGAUUCCGCUAAAGGCGGCGUGGAGUUUCGCAAUAACACAUUUCACUGCACAUUUCACUGGUGGGCAAGUGACAUCAAAGAUUGGGAAUGGAAAAUGGAUUACUUCUCGGGAGGCAAUAGGAAUAGGAUCGUAUAUUUUGAUCCUGUGUGCGAUGAAUUCAUAAUCUUGCCCACUCCCGAACUGAGACAAAAUUUCCCCAUAGUCGGGUUGGGGGUUAUAAAUGACUGUUUAUCCAUGGCAUGCAUGAUUCACAAACAGAAAAAUUCAAACCCCAUAAUGAUGCAAGUAUUAAUUAUGAAGGAAUAUGGCAUACAAGAAUCAUGGAUGACUGCAUUUGCUAUCCAAAUUAAUUCUCAAUAUCCAUAUACUAUUGCGAGUUAUGGCUUAACAUUCUAUUCUCAGAAAAACAAUGCACAAGAAGUAUUAUUCCUGCAUCCUAUGAAUUGGUUCUUGGGGAAAGUCUAUGUUUAUGAUCGAAAAAAAGAUGAAAUGAGGGAAGUGCGGUUGGAUUUCCCAAAUAACGAUAUAUGCUGUGUUAGUAUGUGUUUCUAUGUUGAGAGUCUUGCUUCCUUGCCCCUACAGCCACAUAUGAUUAAUUAA
This is a messenger RNA of Ipomoea triloba (trilobed morning glory), 1215 nucleotides long. RefSeq names its product F-box/kelch-repeat protein At3g23880-like. Gene Ontology annotation, molecular function: protein binding. Bases 1 to 1215 code for a protein of 404 amino acids. The transcript has a single exon. The record is from RefSeq and is a predicted model, not a curated record. Lineage: Eukaryota; Viridiplantae; Streptophyta; Magnoliopsida; Solanales; Convolvulaceae.